AUGCCAAGAAAGAACACUUUCCAGAGGUCAGCGCCUCUUGCUGCAAACUUCUUGACAAGUCAGCGGAUGUAUCAGGAAGUUGAUCACUAUGAGGCGUUUGUUGAUCCAGAGUUGCGCGCGAGGGGGUAUGAAGGAGUUUACAAGCAGCGGAAUGGAAUCGACAAGCAAGAUGGAUGUGCCACCUUCUGGAAGAGGAAGAGCUUCCGACUCGUACACUCUCGAGCGGUGGAGCUUGAUGGAGCCAUAGAGCGAGCAAGACCUUACAUCGAGACUCCUUCCUAUAUCACACACAAUGUUGCUGCGAAGACCGUAGUGAGGGAAAUCGAUAAGAUUGAGAGACAGUUCGGCCACAUGACGAGUCUUCUGAUGGGUGACUUCAACUCGAUGCCGCAGACCCGGGCCUCGGAGCCCUUGUACACCAACUACAGACAGCAUUUCAAAGGAACUCUCGACUACAUCUUCUUUAGGUGCCCUGCAGAGGAGGAGGAGGAGGAGGAGGAGGUGCUCGACGUUCCCUCUCCUCAGGACCUGGGCUCGCAGGGUCUUCCUGACAAGUCGCAACCCUCAGAUCACCUUCCUCUUGUCUGCCGCGCGAAGUUGAGGGAGAAGACGGAGACAUGA
Guillardia theta CCMP2712 is the source of this 621-nucleotide messenger RNA. RefSeq lists its product as hypothetical. NCBI's taxonomy places the organism in Eukaryota, Cryptophyceae, Pyrenomonadales, Geminigeraceae. Bases 1 to 621 code for a protein of 206 amino acids. The record is from RefSeq and is a predicted model, not a curated record. The transcript has 10 exons. Gene Ontology annotation, molecular function: 3'-5'-RNA exonuclease activity.